UUUUCUCUCUAAAGAUUAAUACUACAUCACUAUGUUUCUAAUAUUUUCUGCAUUUUCUUGAAUAGAAGUGUUGAUCGCUCUAUCUCUUUUAAUUAAUUUCUGUAAUUUUCUUCUCUCAGGCAUGUUUCAAAGUCACGAGUAACUUGGUGUGGUGACAAAAAUAUUCUAAGAUCAUGACUUUUUGCAAUACUGAAAUGGCAUUUUUCCCAACCAAUUUCAUGCUACAUACUCCUCAUGAAGAUGACCAUCAAGAAUUCCAUGGUGUUGCUUCAUUUCUACGGAAAAGAUCCAUGUCAAUUUUUUCUAAUAAAUGUGAGGAAAAUCAUGGAGGGGAAGAUGUUUUGUCUAAUGAUGGGACACAUAAUGAGACAUUAUUAGGGGAAAAGAAGAUUAGAAGGCUUAACAUGGAACAAGUGAAGACACUUGAGAAGAACUUUGAGUUAGGGAACAAACUUGAGGCUGAGAGGAAAAUUCAACUAGCAAGAGCACUAGGACUACAACCAAGGCAAGUUGCCAUUUGGUUCCAAAAUCGGAGGGCAAGAUGGAAAACAAAGCAAUUGGAAAAGGACUAUGAUGUUCUCAAGAGGGAGUUUGAAGCUAUCAAGGCAGAAAAUGAUGUUCUCUUAGCUCAAAACCACAAGCUUCAUGCAGAGGUAAUGAUACUGAAAAAUGGAGAGGGGACAACAGAAUCUAUCAACUUGAACAAGGAAACAGAAGGUUCAAUAUGCAGUACUAGAAGUGAAAACAGCUCUGAAAUUAUCAAGCUAGAUAUCUCAAGGCAACAAAUGCUACAAUGCAAUAAUAUGAAAUUAAUGGACCAAACUGUCAAAGAAGAAACUUUAUCCAACAUGUUCUCUGGAAUUGAUGACCAAUCAGCUGGAUUCUGGCCAUGGCUUGAACAGCAACCACAUUUCAAUUAAAUUUUUGAAAAAAAUAAUAUUAAAAAAGGAUUUAUAAUUUGAUGCAUUUGGUUAAAAUUCGUCAGAGAUGAAUUAAGGAUUUAAUCGUAUGGCGAUUUUCUUCCUUUUAAGAUAAAAAGAAUUACUAUUUUUGCUGUUCUAAUGUUGUAUAAAGUAAAAAGUGCGUGCCGAUUUGAAUAUUUAUGGAAGCCUUUCCAG
Messenger RNA from Lycium ferocissimum, 1118 nucleotides. Its product is annotated as homeobox-leucine zipper protein ATHB-13-like. The coding region runs from base 174 to 920 and encodes 248 amino acids. Gene Ontology annotation, molecular function: DNA-binding transcription factor activity, RNA polymerase II-specific; sequence-specific DNA binding. Lineage: Eukaryota; Viridiplantae; Streptophyta; Magnoliopsida; Solanales; Solanaceae. The transcript has 3 exons. Gene Ontology annotation, biological process: positive regulation of DNA-templated transcription. The record is from RefSeq and is a predicted model, not a curated record. Gene Ontology annotation, cellular component: nucleus.